CUAAAAACAGACAUUUUCACAUUUAGGCUCUGCCCCCUUCCUUUUAUUGUCUGGGUCACAGUUAAAGAGACGACCUAGAGGGGAGGGGGUGUCAAAACAGUUGACAGACGACGAAAGGACUAAACAGACGAUCGAUGCUUGCGAUGUGGCGCCAUGCGAUAGGAAUAGCGGAAACGCGUUUGGUUUAGAUUGCUGACGACGUUUAUCUUCCUUAGAAUUUGGCCUAGUAUCCCUAUGAUAAGUCGCCUCGCUGAUAAAAAUAUAGAAGUGUCGGCUGCAUAGUUUUUGCAAUAAUGGCGGACACAGUUAUUUGUAGCGGGAUUGUGGAUGAGGCGCAUCCAGAAGUCUUCGACCUAAGAGCAAUGCCCCCACAACCGAAGGAGCGUAAGCCUGGUCAGCUUCCGGAGAGCAAGAUAAAACAGUUUUUCGAACAGGGGUACCUCAUUGUAGAGGAUUUCUUCACCAGAGAGGAGCUUGACGUGGUACGGGUGGCGACAGAGGGAUUGGUGGAAAAGCUAGCCCAGAAAUUAUACUCGGCAGGAAAGAUCAAAAAUUUAUAUAAGGAAUGUGGGCUAUUUGAAAGAUUGACAAAGAUCGAUGACGAAUUUCCAGGAGCCAACAUUCUCCUCCACAAAACAGGAGAACUACCUCAGGCUUACCGUGAUUUAUGGUCCAACGAACGACUCCUGAACGUCAUAGAGCAGUUGUUAGGACCUGAUGUUGCUUCAUCUCCUGUAUGGAAUCUCCGCACCAAAACACCCAAGAACGAGGCUACAGUGGUCCCUUGGCACCAAGACAGUGCCUACUUUGACAACGAUUCCUACAAUGUGCUGGUUCCUACGGCCUGGAUACCUCUUCUGGACACAGAUGAGUUCAAUGGCGGUAUGCAGGUUGUCAAAGGUGGGCAUACUUCAGGGAAAAUAGCGACACAUCAGUGUUGCCAUGGUGGCACGUGGUACGUCAUGUUGGAGGAAGAGGAAAUGGAGAGGUCUCUUGGUUUAAACAUGGCGCGGGACACUGUUACCUGUCCAAUACCGUACGGUAGCUUCCUUCUCUUCCAAAACGCUACGCCACAUAGAAGUCUGCCUAACCUGUCGAAACAGGUGCGUUGGGCUCUUGACUUGCGAUGGCAGCGGCCAGACAAGCCCUUCGGCCUAUGGGGCAUGAAGAAAGGCGUGGUGAUGAGGUCAUCUUCCGAUAAUAAUGUUAAGAUCGACUGGGAUACAUUCGUGUCCGUGGAUCGCACAGCCGUGCAGACGGAUUCUGUUAAGGACAUGGAUAUUAUGUUUGGCGGGGGAUGCCUAGGCGGGGGGAUCUACAUUCUGCUAGACAAGAGUGAAUUCCUGGUAUUGGCAAGGAGUGCCACGAGUUCCCUGAAUACCGAUGACGUGGUGACGCCGUCACUGCUCGAAACAGCAGCGUACGUCUUCAUCGGUGUGGGCGGCUUCGUCUUCAUAACGGCGUUUUUGGGUUUCUGUGGAGCGUGCUGUGAGAACAACAAAUGUCUUAUUUCAUACAUUGUCAUCGUGGUGACGAUUCUAUUAGGACAAGGCACAGCGGUCGUUCUGUCUGUCAUCUACAAACAGCAGUUUGAGGAUUAUGCCCGCGACAACCUGAAGGCUUUACAACAGAGUCGCUACAAGGGUCCUUACGACACCUCCGACAUCAUCAGCCUCGCUUUCGACGUCGCCCACAUCUAUUUUAAAUGUUGUGGUGUGGACAGCGGAGUGGAAUACGCCUCCAUUUCCAAUUGGAAUACGACCUAUGCUUACGACCCUGGUAACGGAAAUUAUGUAGUGGGCAAUGCCACUAUCCCGGCGACAUGCUGCGAGUUCUCCGACACAGCCCUCUUUCCAAAUGACCUUACAAGAUUCCUCAGCUCCAUGACCAAUACAACGUGCCCGGUUACCCAGGCGAGCUCAUACUACUCCAAGGGUUGUUACGAAUCCAUUAAGGAUCACUUCAGUCAGUACUUCAACAUUGUGAUCGGCGUGGGCGCGGGUGUUGCAGCAUUGGAGCUUUUAGGUGUCAUUGCCGCGUGCUGUAUGAUAAAGCUAGACAAGGACAAGGAGGAGGAGGAAGAGGAUUAGAGUAAAUCCAAAGUAUAUGAAGGGGAGGGAACUUGGCGUAAUGUGGGGCUAACAACGCACAGGGACAUGAGAAGUUUAUUUAGACCUUCCCUAGUGUGCAUUGUACGUGUUUGACAUUUAAGGGGGCAGUAGCAUAUAGGAAGUUCAGAAAAAAGUGAGGGGUCAAGAAUGUUUUUUUUUUUCAUAUUUAAUCAAACCCAUCUGUAUGUCAUGCAUGUUCAUAGUAUAUAUGUGUGAUGGACAAAACUGCCUUCUUUAUUUUGGAAGUGAUGAUUUUUUUUCAUAUUUGAAUUGGUCAAUAUGACUAGAGAAAUGAAAAUAUUAUUUUGCAGAGCAAUUUUAAUGCGUGUAAAGGAACGCGACGUUGUAGGAAUUUGUUUUUGUGUUUGUUUUUGUUUUUACGUUGUUUUGUUUUUUAACCUGUUUUAACGCAUAUUGAACGCCAGAUGAUAUGGAAACUGUAAUAAUAACAUGUAAUAGAUAUAUCUAACAUGCAAAAUUUCACAUGAAAAUCAACGUAAUUCAUAGAAAACAGAAAUGAAAAUACAAUAAUUAUAGCAAAUAAAUUACAAAUGGCUAAAUGUGUAAUUUACUGCCUCUGCAAUGAAAACCAGUUGACGCAACCGUUUUUAACUCUGGAAAAAGAUGGAUGAACAUAUUGCAUUUAAAUUUGUUAUAAGGUCCCCCC
Messenger RNA from Pecten maximus, 2778 nucleotides. RefSeq lists its product as uncharacterized. Gene Ontology annotation, cellular component: membrane. The coding region runs from base 294 to 2090 and encodes 598 amino acids. The transcript has 14 exons. The record is from RefSeq and is a predicted model, not a curated record. Lineage: Eukaryota; Metazoa; Mollusca; Bivalvia; Pectinida; Pectinidae.